Messenger RNA from Fraxinus pennsylvanica, 3816 nucleotides. Lineage: Eukaryota; Viridiplantae; Streptophyta; Magnoliopsida; Lamiales; Oleaceae. The record is from the annotation of a GenBank genome assembly.
AUGGAUCCUGUCUACAGAUGCAUGCAGCCAUAUCCCUACCAGAGGGGUCAAGUACAUUACAGACCUUAUUACUACCCAAGCACAGAACCUGUCUGGACUCCAAUGUAUGCUGAUCCGGCUCCAUUUCCAAUGCAUUACGAAUGUUGUCCUUGGGGUGGCAGCUAUGGCUAUUCCUACCCUGUACACGGCCAUGGCUGUUGUAACCCUAGCCAUUCCCAGGAAAACUAUGCUUGGAGACCUCAUUCUCAUGUUCCACCGGUUCACUGCCAUCGAAAUCAUCCUUCUUUUCAAGCACCACAUACAAUUCCGUAUAUUCCUGUCCCAGAUUAUUCUAUUGGGAAUCCACGGUAUGAGUACGAAAAGAAUAUGCCAAGAGAUCAUCAUUGUUGUGGAUGUCCUAACCAUCAGCGCAGUAAGAAAGAAGAGAAAAAUGUAAGGAUUGAGGAAGAGGAUCCUGACAAGGAAAUGAAAAGCAAUGAAUCCUUGGUUCCUCUUCAGUUAAAGAAUUAUCGACACCCAAUUGUGUGGUUUCCAUCUGAAUAUGGAAAUAAUGAGGAACACAAGAAGUCAAAAGAAUCGGAAUACACAGAUCAGAAGGAGGAUUUGCAUGACAAUCGAAAAAUUAUUGAACAGAAACCAGCUGUCUUACCAAAUGACGUGAACAACUCGGGAUCACUAAAGAAAAGUGGAGAUCAGGUAAGAAACCAGAAUCAACAAGAUGAUGGUAAGGGCAACUUCCCAUUCCCAAUAUUCUGGAUGCCCUACAAACCUGAGGAAAUGGAAAAGAAAGAAGGCGAGGUGAACAAUGUUUGUCCAGAACCAAGCAUGGAAUCCUUCCAGCUUCCUUACAGUGGAGGCAACUUAAAAAUGAAUGGGGAACGUACUAAUCACAAUGCUUCUUCAAGGACAAAGGAUAUUCCCGUGAAGCAAGUUGAACAGCUGCUUGAAAAGGAGAAUACAGGUAAUCACAAGGCAAAAGAAAACAAUGCUUCAGUGAAAGAUUUUAUUGACAAUGGAGAUGAGAAAUGCACUGAAGGAAGUGCUCAAAGGAAGUCCACUUCUCCUAAGAAAGCAUCUCUGCCUCCUGUUUGUCUGAGAGUUGACCCGUUGCCAAGGAGGAAAAACACUAAUGGAAGCUCAAGAUCUCCUAGUCCUCCGGGUGACAAGUGGAAGUUGAAUCAAUCGUCUAAUCAAGCAAGCAUCGUCCCAAGUUCAACAGAAAUUGUGAAGUCAAAUGUGAUCAAUGACGAUGAGUCCAGGAACGGGACGACCAACAAAAAACCUAUUGAGGUUAUGGAAGGGAAAACUGAGCAAGGAGGAGAUGUGGAUGUGAAUACAACUCAUGCCUUUGAAAAGGAUAUUCAGGCAAACCAAGCUGAUGAAAGGUUCACGGAGGACAAGCUUUCUAGGGAAUGCACCAGGCCUGAUAAAGCAGAUGUUAGAGGUCAAUCAAAUGAUGGUGGAUCUCAGAUAGCGGAGGAAGAAGAAUUAUCCAGGGGUGAAGAAGUGAUUGCUAAUGAAAUAAAGGAACCUGAAAUAAAGAAACUGACAGAUUUGGAAGCAGCUAUUGUUAUUCAGUCGGCGUAUCGUGGAUUUGCAAUUCGCAGAUGGGAGCCGUUAAAGAAGUUGAAGCAAAUAGCUAAAGUGCGUGAGCAGAUAGCUGUGAUAAAGCUUCUUAUUCAAGAGAUGGAAUUAUCUUCUGAUAUCCAACGCGAUAAUAAGCAAAUACACAUGAUUGGAGAAACUAUAAUGAGCCUGCUGCUUAAACUGGACACAGUUCAGGGUUUGCACCCCAGCAUCAGGGAUAUCAGAAAAUCCGUUGCUAGAGAGCUUGUGUGUUUUCAGGAGAAGCUAGACUCUUUAAUUGAUAAAAAGCCAUCACAUGGUCACGAGUCAAUCAAUGGAGUAGAUGAAGGGGCACUUAAGGAGACCAAAAAUGAUGCAUCUAUCCAAGAUGGACACAGGGUGGAAAAUUCUGGUGUGGAUAGUUUUUUACCAAAAAAUAACCAUGAAGCUGAGGCUCAUUUAGUUGAAUGGUGUCAUGGACAGUCCGUGAACAUGGAAAUAUCAGAGCCAAUGUUGGUUGGAGAACUGGAGGGUGGAAACUUAGAGAAAAAUUCUACAGAAAUAUCUGAGAGCUGUGGCAUUGAAAGAAUCGAGGCAGGACCUAAACCAGACUUUAAACUAGGAGAUGAGCAGGACUAUAAAGUGCAGGAAAAUAAAGAAGAAUCAAUCUCCUUUCAACUGACUGAAUCUGGACAAGAUAUGACAGAUUCUCCAACAAUUGAUGGUGUUAUGUCUCCAAGUGAGUUGGCUGAGUUGCCCCCUGGAGUGCUGGAUGGUGAUGUUGAUGCUCAAGGAUGCAUGAAGCAUAGACAGAUUAAAUCAGGUGAACACGAAGUUGCGGUAAAUGAGCUAAUGGCAGAUGUAGAGCAAGCGAAGGAGAUAGAGGAAGGAUCAAAGGCAGAGUCAGUCACUACAGAACUCAAGGACAAUAAUGGACGUGAUGGAAACAAAGUAGACAUUGAACUGUGUGAGGAGCCGUUAUCUAAAUCAAAUGACAUUCAGGUACAAGCUGAAGGAAACUUGAGUAUCAACAAUGAAUUUGUUAAGAUAUACGAUAAAACAGAUGAAAAGAUUGGAUCAGAGGAGGUGAUGGUAGACAAGCUCAGAGAUGUUGGAGGAGCUGGAGCUGAAUCUGAUGAACACACUUCUCAACCAUCUCAGAAUACUGGAGCCAAAAUGAAAGAACCUAAAGCAGCAGAUAAUAAGACUGGAUCAGAGGUGGUGGUGGAAGACAAGCUUGGAGAUGCCAUACCUGAACCUGAUGAAUGCACUUAUCAACCAUCAUGUACCACAGGACCUAAGAUCAGCGAACCUAAAGGAGGGGAUGAUAAGAAUGGAUCGGAGGAUGUGAUGGAUGACGAACUUGGAGAUGCUGGAGCUGAUUUACGGGAGAAGAUUGUGGAAGAAAAGCUAGGAGAUUCCAUGACUGAAUCUGAUGAAUGCCCCUCUCAACCACCAUAUUACACUGGAUCUAAGAUCAAAGAACCUGAAGGAGCAGGGGAUAAGAUUGGGUCAGAAGAGAUGGUGGACGACAAGCUUAAAGAUGCCAUUGCUGAAUCUUACAAGUGUACUCGACUACCGAAGGACGCUGGGGCAAAGAUCAAUGAACCUACAGAGACUCCUGAUGAGUUGAAACUGCAAAUGGGAGAACCUUUUCAAGGAGAGAAUGAAAUCGACAAUAGAGUACCUGAAGCCUUUGGAGGUAAUGAUCCUAAGAACUCAUCUACAUAUGAAGAGGUUUUAGAUAUGCCUACAGAGAGGAAAGCAACCCUAGCACGAGAAUACAACGCGAAGCAAUUUCAGCUAGAGGAGCAUAUUGAAGUGCACGAAUCAGAAUCCUCAGAUGGGAAUGAGAAAAAUGCAGCUUCUGAAUGUGACGUCCCAGACAGGAUGGCAUUCAUACCUGCAGGAGUUACUGAACCAGCAUCUCCCACUACAAACCAGGGAUCACAUAAUGGCAGUGACGUGACAGAGAGCAAUAGGAACCUGAUGGAAGAGAACGAAAAAUUGAGAGAGAUGAUGGAGAAAUUGAUCAAAGCAGGUCAUGAACAGUUGACUACCAUUUCUAGUCUCUCUGGAAGAGUCAAGGACUUGGAAAAGCAACUGUCCAAGCGAAAGAAACUGAAGAUGCAUCGCUACAAACUCCUUGAUGCAUCAUGCAGCUAUGUAGCUGCUUGCUCAUACAUGUAUUUGCUUGCACGCAAGCAGUUAAACAGCUUAGACUGCUUGUGUACAAGUUGCAAUGGAUAG